AUGAUGGUGAUGAUGGUGAAGGCUUCCCUUACUGAGCACUUACUUCACACCAGGAGGUGUGCUUCCCACACUGUGGGAGCCUUCCCUCGGCUGUGCGCUGUGCUGCAGGUGCUACGGGAAGAGCGGGACCAGUGUCUGCAGGGACUCGCCGAGGAGAGGGCCAGGCACCCGGCCCCAGGCUGCCAGGGGCUGUGGGACAACACGAGCUGCUGGCCCUCCUCUGCGCUGGGACAGACGGUGGAAGUGGCCUGCCCGCGGUUCCUCUGGAUGCUCGUGGGCAGAAACGGUUCCAUGUUUCGAAACUGCACGCAGGCCGGCUGGUCAGAGACCUUCCCCAGGCCUGACCUGGCCUGUGGGGUCCACGUGAACGACUCCUCCAACGAGAAGAGGUACGAGUACCUCCUGAAGCUGAAGGUCAUGUACACCGUGGGCUACAGCUCCUCCCUGGUGAUGCUCCUGGUGGCCCUUGGCAUCCUCUGUGCCUUUCGGAAGCUCCACUGCACCCGCAACUACAUCCACAUGCAUCUCUUUGUGUCCUUCAUCCUGCGUGCCCUGUCCAACUUCAUCAAGGAUGCCGUGCUCUUCUCCUCCGACGACGUCGCCCGUUGUGAUGCCCACAGGGUGGGCUGUAAGCUGGUCAUGGUCUUCUUCCAGUACUGCAUCAUGGCCAACUACUCCUGGCUGCUGGUGGAAGGCCUCUACCUUCACACGCUCCUCGUCAUCUCCUUCUUCUCAGAAAGGAAAUGGCUCCAGGGAUUUAUUGCCCUCGGAUGGGGUUCCCCAGCCAUUUUUGUUGCUUCGUGGGCUGUCACCAGGCACUUUCUGGAAGAUGUCGGGUGCUGGGACAUCAAUGCCAACGCAUCCAUCUGGUGGGUCAUUCGAGGGCCUGUGAUCGUCUCCGUCCUGAUUAAUUUCAUCCUUUUUAUAAACAUCCUAAGGAUCCUGAUGAGAAAACUUAGAACUCAAGAAACAAGAGGAAGUGAAGGGAACCAUUAUAAGCGCCUGGCCAAGUCCACCCUCCUGCUGGUCCCCCUCUUCGGAGUCCACUACAUAAUCUUUGCCUUCUCCCCGGAGGAUGCCAUGGAGACGCAGCUAUUCUUUGAAUUGGCCCUUGGCUCAUUCCAGGGCCUGGUGGUGGCCGUUCUCUACUGCUUCCUCAAUGGGGAGGUGCAGCUGGAGGUUCAGAAGAAGUGGCGGCAGUGGCACCUGCGUGAGCUCCCACUGCACCCGGUGGCCCUCGGCUCCUUCAGCAGCGGCACCAAGGCCAGCCCCUCGGAGCAGAGCCGGGGUACCUGCAGGACCAGUGUCAUCUGAGGCUGGAGCAGGGCCACCCAGACAGGCCAAGAUGGGUCCUGAGGGCCGACUGCUGCCCAUCUUCCUGCCAGAUGCCGUGUGAUCGCUCCUGCGACUCUAACACCCCUCCUCCGGGCCUGGGGCAGGAAGAGG
Molecule: messenger RNA, 1446 nt
Organism: Globicephala melas (long-finned pilot whale)
Lineage: Eukaryota; Metazoa; Chordata; Mammalia; Artiodactyla; Delphinidae
Gene: SCTR
Product: secretin receptor
Biological process (GO): adenylate cyclase-modulating G protein-coupled receptor signaling pathway; cell surface receptor signaling pathway
Cellular component (GO): plasma membrane
Molecular function (GO): peptide hormone binding; G protein-coupled peptide receptor activity; secretin receptor activity
Source: RefSeq, a predicted model, not a curated record